Lotus japonicus is the source of this 1502-nucleotide messenger RNA. RefSeq names its product serine/threonine-protein phosphatase PP1. The transcript has 4 exons. NCBI's taxonomy places the organism in Eukaryota, Viridiplantae, Streptophyta, Magnoliopsida, Fabales, Fabaceae. Gene Ontology annotation, molecular function: protein serine/threonine phosphatase activity. Gene Ontology annotation, cellular component: cytoplasm; nucleus. The coding region runs from base 221 to 1186 and encodes 321 amino acids. The record is from RefSeq and is a predicted model, not a curated record.
CGUUAUCAGGCACAAGGCUAGGGUUCCUAGUUGAAAGAACACAACGCUACGAAAAAUACAAUACAAGAACAAGUGGUGGUGUUGUUGCUUCCUUCCUUCGUUCCUUCCUCUCUGAACUGCGUUUUUGUCAUUUGCGCUUUGCGAGCGGGAAAAACGGCACCGUUUCUCUCGUCUCUUUUCUGCGUUUCGUGUUUUGAAAUUUUCUUCUCAUCUUGAGAACAUGGACGAGAACGUGCUUGAUGAAAUCAUCCGGAGGCUCGUGGCGGCCAAGAACGGGAGGACCACCAAGCAGGUCAACCUCACGGAGGCGGAAAUCCGUCUGCUCUGUGUUUCCGCUAAGGAGAUCUUCCUCAGCCAGCCCAAUCUCCUCGAGCUUGAAGCUCCUAUCAAGAUUUGCGGUGAUGUCCAUGGCCAGUUCUCAGAUCUUUUAAGGUUGUUUGAAUAUGGGGGAUACCCACCUGAAGCAAAUUAUUUAUUUCUUGGAGAUUAUGUUGAUCGUGGUAAGCAGAGCAUAGAGACAAUAUGCUUACUCCUAUCAUACAAGAUCAAAUAUAAGGAGAAUUUCUUUCUUCUCAGGGGCAACCAUGAAUGUGCUUCCAUCAAUCGUAUCUACGGUUUCUAUGAUGAGUGCAAGAGGAGGUAUAAUGUUCGCCUCUGGAAGACUUUUACUGAUUGCUUUAAUUGUCUACCUGUUGCUGCUCUAAUAGAUGAGAAGAUCCUUUGCAUGCAUGGUGGACUAUCACCUGAACUAAAAAACUUAGAUCAGAUAAGGAAUAUUGCUCGUCCUAUUGAUGUGCCAGAUCAUGGCCUUCUCUGUGACCUUUUAUGGGCUGAUCCUGAUAAAGAUAUUGACGGAUGGGGAGAAAAUGAUCGAGGUGUUUCUUUUACAUUUGGGGCUGAUAAGGUUGUUGAAUUUCUUGAACAUCAUGAUCUCGAUCUGAUUUGUAGAGCUCACCAGGUUGUAGAAGAUGGGUAUGAGUUUUUUGCUAAACGUCAGCUGGUGACCGUAUUCUCCGCACCCAAUUACUGUGGUGAAUUUGAUAAUGCUGGUGCUAUGAUGAGUGUUGAUGACACCUUGACAUGCUCUUUCCAGAUACUCAAGUCUUCUGAAAAGAAAGGGAAAAUGGGAUUUGGUAACAACUCAUCGAGACCAGGAACUCCACCUCAUAAGGGGGGGAAGGCUUAAUUAACAUCCCGAGCUAUAUGACUACAAAGGCAGUGAGGUGGAUGGAGGCUUUCAUUCUCCGUUGUCCAACAUAUAAUGGCAACCAUGACUAAAGACAGUGUAGCAAGGCACAGGGCACUUUUUAUUAUGCGACUUCGAUUGAUCCCCUUUUUCUUUGUUUCUUUCUUUUUUCUAAUUGCCUUUUCCCUCUUAAUGUACAAUGGAAAUUCCAAUUUCGUUGGGGGAAAUCCUGAAUAUCUUGUCAUUGUGUUGCUAAAAUUUAUUUUUACAAUUGCGUCAAUUUUAUAUCGAAUGUGACUGGCUUAGAGAAGCUAAA